This is a messenger RNA of Prorocentrum cordatum, 1716 nucleotides long. The record is from the annotation of a GenBank genome assembly. Lineage: Eukaryota; Dinophyceae; Prorocentrales; Prorocentraceae.
GAAGGACAUCGUGGGGAACAGCACCAGGCUCAGCUACGGCAACGUCUACGCAGACCUCUACGCGCGCAAAUUCGAGGACGCCGUGCGCACCACCGAGACGCUGGGGGAUCAGCUCGACAACGUCGUGCUCUCGACCACCUAUGACGCCACCACCCAUACCUCCCAGAUGCUGCACCAGGUCUCCCGGAUCAUCGCGACGAGGACAGUCCGCUCGGCGGAACGAGACCUGUUCUUCGUGAGCAUGUGCUGCUACGACACGCACAACACGGAGUACGAGGAACUCCAGGGGCGGUACACGGAACUCAACGCUGCGCUGCAGGGCUUCGUGGCCGAGAUGAAGGGGCAGGGCAUCUACGAGAACAUCGUGGUGGUGACGAGCUCCGACUUCGGGCGCACGCUGACCUCAAACGGUAGGGGCACCGACCACGGCUGGGCGGGGCACGGGUUCGUGCUGGGUGGCACGGUCCACGGUGGUAAAUCUACAACGACUUCCCCGAGACUCUGAUGGCCGAGGACGUGGACGGACGAGGGAGGCUGGUCCCAAAGUACCCGUGGGAGAAUGUGAUGGUCCCGGUGGCGCAGUGGGUCAGCGCGCGGCCGUCGUCGCGCCUCUCGUCGUCGCGCCUGGUCGGGCGAAAGUUGAGCUCCGUUUUCCCGAAUCUCGCCAACUUCAACACCACCGAGUACAUCAUCCCGCAAGUACGCUCUUCAACGACUACACGGCAGCACCGACGCCCACGCCAACGCCAUCUCCAACGCCCGCUCCGACUGCCACUCCUACGCCAUCUCCAACGUCUGCCUCGACUCCGCCAGCUCCGACGCCCACGCCAGCACCGACUGCGCCGAUAUCGACCGAAACAUUGUCCGUGGUGGUGGCAGGCGCUACUGAAGUGUCUGUGACAUCCAUAGACGGCUUCACAGUCGGUGACACCGUCGUGAUCGAGGGCGGCGGCAACACCGAGACGGGGAUUAUCCAAAGCAUCCGGGCGUCGCGUGUCGCGUCAGCGUCGGCGAGCGGUGGCGUUCUCGUGCUGGCCAGCGGGUUAUCGCACCAGUACCCGAUCUACUCCAGCGUCACCUUGUUGAUUACCCCCGCGCCAACUCUGGCACCAACUCCUACUCCUACUCCUGCUCCGACAGCACCAGUUGCAGGCGGCGUUUCUGCCACCGGCGAUCCCCACCUGAGAAACGUUCAUGGCCAGCGGUUCGACUUGAUGACGCCGGGAGAGCAUAUCCUGAUACAUAUCCCCAAAGGAGAGUUUCACAAUGCGCUUCUGGAUGUGCAGGCUGUGGUUAAACGAUUGGGUGGAUGCAAGGAUUUGUAUUUCCAAGCAGUAAAUAUUACAGGACGUUGGGCAGAUGAAGCACGUACUGGAGGGUAUCGCUACGUCGUAUCGGGCACACCCGUCGAGACACCGAAUUGGGUUACGUUUGGCCAAGUCGAUAUCAAAGUCGUUCAAGGACGUACACGAAGUGGGUUGCAAUAUUUGAAUUUCUACGUGAAGCACUUAGGGCGGGCAGGGUAUGCUAUCGGUGGUCUACUCGGGGAUGACGACCACACCGCAGUAAGCACUCCCCCGAAGGAUUGUCGUCACGGUGUGGCCCUCAGCGGGAGUGUGCGCGCAGAUGGCUUUAUCAAGAUCCGCUGCCGCGCGAAUCCGCCACCGCGCUCGAGUGGGCGCCUGGUGGAGGGGGAUUCUGGGGGGUGUCGUUUCG